AUGGAGAUCCCCUCCCUCCCUGAGACCAAUUCGUCGUGUGCAGACUGCACUGUGAGAGGGGAUGGGGGUCUGAAUAUAUCCACUCCCCUGCUGAGCCCCAGCUUCUAUGUCACGGUGCCUGUCAUCUACUCGGUCAUCUGUGCCGUGGGGCUGAUAGGCAACACUGCCGUCAUCUAUGUAAUCCUCAAAGCCCCGAAGAUGAAAACGGUCACCAACAUCUUCAUCCUCAACCUGGCCAUUGCUGAUGAGCUCUUUACUUUGGUGCUACCCAUCAACAUUGCUGACUACCUGCUCCUGCAGUGGCCCUUUGGAGAGUUCAUGUGCAAGCUCAUCAUUUCCAUAGACCAGUACAACACCUUCUCCAGCAUCUACUUCCUCACUGUCAUGAGCAUUGACCGCUACCUGGUUGUGGUGGCCACCACCAAGUCCAGGAAGAUGUCCUACCGCACCUACCGAGCCGCCAAGAUUGUGAGCCUCUGCGUCUGGUCCUUCGUCACAGUCAUCAUCCUGCCCUUCACUGUCUUUGCUAAGAUAUACAAGGAGCAGGGACGCUCCCAGUGUGUCUUCGUGUUCCCCCACCCUGAGAGCCUCUGGUGGAAAGGCAGUCGGAUCUACACCCUUAUUUUAGGCUUUGCCAUCCCAGUGUCCACCAUCUGCAUCCUCUACACCACCAUGCUGUGCAGACUGAGACGUGUGCACCUCCAUUGCAAUGCAAAAGCGCUAGACAAAGCCAAAAAAAAGGUGACGCUGAUGGUUGUUGUCAUCCUGGCUGUGUGCCUGUUCUGCUGGACACCAUAUCACCUUAGCACAGUGGUGGCCCUCACUACAGACAUCCCACAAACUCCACUCAUCAUCGGGAUUUCCUACUUCAUCACUAGCUUGAGUUAUGCCAACAGCUGCUUCAACCCUUUCCUGUACGCCUUUCUGGAUGACAGUUUCCGGAGGAGCCUUCGCAAACUGAUUGAUUGCAGAACCACCUCAUAA
Molecule: messenger RNA, 984 nt
Organism: Opisthocomus hoazin
Lineage: Eukaryota; Metazoa; Chordata; Aves; Opisthocomiformes; Opisthocomidae
Source: RefSeq, a predicted model, not a curated record